Juglans microcarpa x Juglans regia is the source of this 2130-nucleotide messenger RNA. RefSeq lists its product as uncharacterized. Bases 1 to 2130 code for a protein of 709 amino acids. The record is from RefSeq and is a predicted model, not a curated record. NCBI's taxonomy places the organism in Eukaryota, Viridiplantae, Streptophyta, Magnoliopsida, Fagales, Juglandaceae. The transcript is spliced from 5 exons.
AUGUCGGAUCUGAAUGCGAUCGAGAACCAAAGGGAAGCAAACCCGAGUGCUUCUGAUGUAUUACGAGCAGCUGCACAUCAAUUAAUUGAUGACCUUCUGCAGAAUCCCGCGGGUCGCCAGCGUAAUUUCAAUGAAGGGGGUUGUACUGUUGAGCAAUUCAAUCGAAUGCACCCUCCUUUAUUUGAUGGGAGAGGCGAUCCAACUUUGGCGGAGGAUUGGAUUCAGGGCAUUGAGGAGAUUUUGCGAGUCCUAACCUGUACUGAGGAGCAAAAGGUGGCAUACGCCACAUUCAAGCUUACUGGGGAAGCGAAGAGGUGGUGGAUCUCUCAAAGGACCAUUAGAGAAGCAGAGGGGACAGAGAUAAUCAGUUGGCUGCACUUCAAGCAGAUCUUUCUUGAGCGCUUCUUCCCUAACUCUUUCUGUGAGGACAAGGCUAUGGAAUUUGCCACCUUGGUUCAGGGAACAAUGACGGUACAUCAGUAUGCUGCUAGGCUUACUGAGUUAUCCCGUUUUGCUACUUAUUUGAUUCCCGAUGAGGAAAAGAAGGCACGCAAAUUUGAGCAAGGACUGAAUGAGAAACUGUAUGUGCGUGUGGUGGGUUUCCAGAUUCGGAACUUCUCAGAAUUGGUGGAUAAAGCAAUAGUUUUUGAAGGAACCCUUCAAAGAAACGCUGCAAUGCAUGAACAGAGGAAAAGGACUACUCCUACUGGGUACCAGUCUGGCAUGGACCAGGGACCAUGGAAAAGGAGGUAUGAAGGUAGUAGUUCGGGAAAAAGGCCGGUUCAGAGACACUACAUCAGGGAUUGCCCAAUGCAAAAUAGGAGCAACCAAACGUUCAUACCGCCACCUCAGAGGAAUGAAGUAUCAGCCCGGGGCAGCAAUCAACGUCCUACUGCGCCUGCUCGAGUCUUUGCACUAACACCUGGAGAGGUUGAGGGUAGGAAUGACGUGAUCACUGGGUCGAAAGUGAGGUUGACUCCACCCAUCAUUUCUGCCAUUCAGGUAGGAAAACUGUUGCGUGAUGGUUGUCAGGGAUUCUUAGCCUGUGUGGUUGAAGCACCAAAGGAAGAGUUGAAGUUGGAACAGAUACCUGUUGUGAGAGAUUAUCCAGAGGUCUUCCCGGAAGAUUUAUCGGGACUUCCACCCGAGCGGGAGUUGAAGAUCAGAGCUGAAGACGUGGCUAAGACGGCGUUCAGGACCCGUUAUGGCCAUUAUGAGUUUUUGGUCAUGCCUUUUGGCCUGACUAACACCCCAACCGUAUUUAUGGACUUGAUGAACAGGGUGUUCCAUGAGUUUUUGGAUAAGUUUGUGGUUGUCUUUAUUGAUGAUAUACUGAUAUACUCCAAAAGCGAGACCGAGCAUGAAGAACAUUUGAAGUUGGUACUUGGGACACUCAGAGACAAGCAGCUGUUUGCUAAGUUGAAGAAGUGUGAAUUUUGGCUUGAUUCAAUCACGUUUCUGGGGCAUGUAGUUUCGAAGGAUGGUAUUUCAGUAGACCCAGGAAAAGUGGAAGCAGUAGUUAAUUGGUCGGCACCGAGGAAUGUUCAUGAGGUUAGAAGCUUCUUGGGAUUGGCGGGGUAUUACUGUCGAUUCAUUGAUGGGUUUUCCAAGAUAGCAGUUCCUCUCACUGCACUCACCAGGAAAAAUAAUAAGUUUGAAUGGACAGCAAAGUGUGAAGAAAGCUUCCAAGAGUUGAAACAGAGAUUAGUGUCAGCUCCGGUGUUAACAGUUCCCACAGCUAGAGGCGGAUUUGUUGUCUAUAGCGAUGCUUCUAGGCUUGGUUUGGGGUGUGUACUGAUGCAACAUGGGAAGGUUAUAGCUUACGCCUCACGCCAAUUGAAAGUGUAUGAGAAGAAUUAUCCCACUCAUGAUCUGGAACUCGCGGCAGUCAUUUUUGCACUUAAGCUUUGGAGACAUUACUUGUAUAGGUUGCUAAUGGAUUUAGAAAGAGCCGGUAUCGAAGUCAUUGCUAGUGAUACAAAUGCUUUCAUGGCCAGUUUAGUGGUUCAACCUGCUUUGAUAGAUAGAAUCAAAGCUGCUCAGAAAGCGGACUCAGGGUUGGUGAAGUUAAUGGAAGGAUCAGAAAUGGGGACAAACCUGAUUUUUGUAUUUCCAAGGAUGGAGUUUUGA